UAAAAAUAUAUUUAUUAUAAUUCGGUUAAAUUAUUUCAAUAAAACUAGAAGAAUUUGAGUUUUAUCUGUAAACAAGAACGUCUUUAUGUGAAUCAGAAAAUACUGCAGUAAAUUACAUUUAUAAUAUGUAUGUAAUACGCUUCAAUGUGAAAUUGUGGAUCAUAUAAAGCAUUAAAAGCGGUAAGUUAUAUUGGUCUGUCUGAAUAAUGUUUAUAAUAUUAAGAAUAUCGUGGUCUUGUUCAUGUCCCUGAUCGUUUCCCUUGUUUUCAUCACCUGCCAGACAUGUUUGGUUUUGUUUUGUUUUUCUUAUUCAGCUCUUCUUUUAUUCCGUGUACAACCGUGAAGGAAGUUUGUCAGGCUUCUCCCCCCACCUCGACUUCUGUCACCUCCCGCCCUCCUUUUUCCUUUCAUUUGAACCCCCCUCUCUCUCCCUCCCUCCCAUUGACACCCGUCUCCUUUCACUGCGAGACUCAUCCAUAAAAACUCCUGCAGCGUCUCCAACCAAACUCACUCCUCUGCUGCACCUCCAUCCAUCCAAGCAUCCAUCCAUUAACCACCAACAGCUGAAGGUUCAGACCAGACCCUGAGCAUCUCCAGCACCAGCCCGAUUUGCACCAUGCUGUGGAAAUCCAGAACCAAGACCGAUGUUCUGCAGGUAAAACAAAAGGAAGAAAAAAGGCAGCGCACUUAAAAAUGUCUUAAGUUAUUUUUAUCAUCAGGGAUUCAAAAUUUUAAAAAAAAUUAGGAAAAAAUAAAAUAUGAACUUGAUUAUAUUUGAAUGUUUUAAUGCUUCAAAAUGGCUUUAGUUUGUAGAAAAUUUAAAAAAUCCAAACGCAAAAUCUGUAGAUUUCCGUGCGUAAAACCGACUUUAAUUAUAUUUUUUACAACUUGAAAAUACAAAAUAUAAAAAUAUACUUCCUAGGAAAAGGAAAUUGUAAAGGAAUGAUGUAAAACUUUAGGUUUUUUUUAGCAUAACUGGUGCGUAAAAGCUGCGUAAAAUCUUUAAAAAUGAAUCUCAGUAUCUCUUUAAGAGAUGAAGUCCCGUCGACCCCUCCCCUCGUUUUGUCGGCUGCGCGCAAAAACCUAUAAGUAGUGCGCUGAUGGUGAGCCGACAGGACUCAGUGUGUGUGUGAGUGAGUGUGUGUGUGCGCGUAUUUGGCAUCAGCAGCUGCAGCAGCAACAGUGGAGUCUUCUACAGUCACCGGUGCUCAGAGAAGUCAACAUCCGGGGCGAGGAACGUUUCUGACCGGGGUUUCAUGUCCGAGGGAACCCUUAAAGUCUCUGGAUAUUUUUGUUUUCAAUAAUUCCACAUCUCCACUGACCGGAAAUCUGCGCAGCAUCCUGUUGACUUUUGAAUCUGGGAUUCAUCCAGGGUGGUCCAGAUGUUAAUCCACACCUACUCGGCUAUGGACCGCACAGACGGACUCAGCGGCUCCUCUCCCAGCGGCCGCCUCUCUCAGCUCUCCUCCCUGAACCAGGCCGCCUACUCCUCGGCCCCGCCGCUCUGCCACACCCCGGCCUCAGACUUCCAGCCUCCGUACUUCCCUCCUCCGUAUCCUCAGUCAUCCUUGUCCUAUUCCCAGAGCCAGGAAUCCGCCUACUCCCACCUGUCGGACCCCUACCCAUCCAUCAACUCCAUCCACCAGCACCAGCAGGCGGCGUGGCACUCGCAGAGGACGCGCUCGGAGGAGAGCGGCCUGCUGUCACAGUCUCACCGGGCUCUGAGCCUCGAUCCCCGGCGGGAGUACCCAGCUGUACCCCGGUUGCUGCACGGGCUCGGGGAGGGAGCAGCGGCUCUGGGGGACGGUCCUCUGGGGAUGCACCUGGGACACCACGGCCUGGAGGACCUCCAGGGGAUGGAGGAAGGAUCGGCCUUGGGCAUCCUGGACCACUCUGUCAUUAAAAAAGUUCCUAUCCCGUCAAAGCUGAACGGCUCGUCCCUCUCCGUCCUGUCCCUCAGUAAAGACGGUCUGGGCAUGGGCUCGGUGUCCAACCCCGCCGAGGUCUUCUGUUCUGUCCCCGGUCGUCUCUCUCUGCUCAGCUCCACCUCCAAGUACAAGGUGACGGUCGGGGAGGUGCAGCGACGGCUGUCUCCACCUGAGUGCCUCAACGCUUCCCUGCUGGGCGGAGUUCUGCGCAGGGCUAAGUCAAAGAAUGGUGGCCGCUGUCUGAGAGAGCGUCUGGAGAAGAUUGGCCUCAACCUGCCCGCAGGCCGACGCAAGGCAGCCAACGUCACUCUGCUCACAUCUCUGGUGGAGGGUGAGGCCGUCCAUCUGGCGCGGGACUUUGGUUACGUUUGUGAGACGGAGUUUCCGGCCAGAGCCACGGCCGAGUAUCUGUGCAGGCAGAGUGAACCCGAGCAGCUGCCCACGCGACGCAGCAUGUUGAUCGCCACCAAGGAGAUCUGUAAGGAGUUUGUGGACCUCAUGUCCCAGGACCGCUCCCCUCUGGGCGGCAGUCGACCCACCCCGUGUCUGGAGCCCGGCGUGCAGGGAAGCCUCACCCACUUCAGCCUCCUCACCCACGGUUUCGGAGGCCCCGCCAUCUGCGCCGCGCUCUCGGCCUUCCAGAGCUACCUGAUGGAGGCCAUCAAAAUGCUGGACAAGGGGGAAGGUGGAGGCAAGGGCCACCACGACAAGGAGAUGAAGCAUCGCAAAUAGAAGAGGAGGAGGAAGAGGAGGAGGAAGAGGAGGACAGACGCAUCAAUGGGAGGCAAAGAAGGGGGGAGAUAAAAGAACAAACUGAACCUCCCUCUGAACCUUUACCUUCGCCUUCAGGAUGAUUAAAAAAAAACAAAAAAAACUUUUACCUCCCAGAAAAACCUUCUGUGGGUUCUAGGAUCAUGGAGGCGGGGCUUAAUGAUGAUGAUGAUGAUGAUGAUGAUGAUGAUGAUGAUGAUGAUGAUGAUGAUGAUGAUGAUGAUAUCUGUACUGUAAUAUUUGUGCACACUCCACAAACCACCUCACUCAGACACCGACCGACGCGUCUUCUCCGUAGCUACGUUGUGUCGACAGAAACCUGCUCCUCCAUGUGGCAGCGUGAUUUUUAUAUAUUUAUUUAUGUUUUGGGUUUUUUUUGUUUGGUUUUUUUAUUUCAUUCAACACACAUGGACCCAAACACAGACAAACCUUUAGUUCCAUUCAUAAUUAUUCAUUAAAGGAAAGCAAUGGAAGCCAUAUCAGAGAGAGAGAGAGAGAGGGAGAGAGACCACUGAAGUAGACAGGAAGUAGACAGGAAGUAGACAGGAAACAGGUCCCGACUGUAGAGAGCAGGAGAAAUGACUUGACCUCUGAUUAAAAGUCAAAGUUGAAGAUGAAGCGUGGGAGUGGAGCAGGUUUUUGGACAGAGCGUGGAGUGAGUUUUAUUUUGAAGGGCCGAGCGUCGCUUCACGUCCACGAUCAUUGAUGGUGACGUCAUCGGUCACUUCACCUCCAAACUGCUCCGUCUCCGUCGAUGUUCCUCUCAUCUGGUCACCGUGAACAUUUCGUUGUGUAGUUAAUGGCAGUGGGUGGUCAUGGGAAAUGGAGUUCUCUGGAUCCUCUGGCAGUUAACGGCAGCUAAUGGAGAUUUAUUGGACUUAUUUUA
Cynoglossus semilaevis (tongue sole) is the source of this 3585-nucleotide messenger RNA. It is a transcript of the gene tfap2e, whose product is annotated as transcription factor AP-2 epsilon. The record is from RefSeq and is a predicted model, not a curated record. Gene Ontology annotation, cellular component: nucleus. The transcript is spliced from 7 exons. Gene Ontology annotation, biological process: anatomical structure development; regulation of transcription by RNA polymerase II; regulation of cell population proliferation. NCBI's taxonomy places the organism in Eukaryota, Metazoa, Chordata, Actinopteri, Pleuronectiformes, Cynoglossidae. Gene Ontology annotation, molecular function: RNA polymerase II transcription regulatory region sequence-specific DNA binding; DNA-binding transcription factor activity, RNA polymerase II-specific. The coding region runs from base 1383 to 2660 and encodes 425 amino acids.